Messenger RNA from Solanum dulcamara, 1094 nucleotides. RefSeq names its product OVARIAN TUMOR DOMAIN-containing deubiquitinating enzyme 2. The coding region runs from base 158 to 784 and encodes 208 amino acids. Gene Ontology annotation, cellular component: cytosol; nucleus. Gene Ontology annotation, biological process: endoplasmic reticulum unfolded protein response; protein deubiquitination. The transcript has 9 exons. The record is from RefSeq and is a predicted model, not a curated record. Gene Ontology annotation, molecular function: cysteine-type deubiquitinase activity. Lineage: Eukaryota; Viridiplantae; Streptophyta; Magnoliopsida; Solanales; Solanaceae.
AGCAUAAAAACUUUGGCCAACAAACUAUAAAAUAUAGCAACAAAAAGCUAUAGUAUUUCUUCUCCUAUCUACUCUUUAUCAGAUUCGUAACUUGUGUUUCCAUUUUCAAUUGUUGUCAAGUUAAAGCAAUUCCCUGUUUUCGGGUGUAUAGUUGAAGAUGGAAGGUUCUAUAAUACGAAGAGUGAUUCCAUCUGAUAACAGUUGCCUUUUUAAUGCUGUUGGUUAUGUGAUGGACCGUGACAGGAACAAAGCCCCUGAGCUAAGACAGGUUAUCGCUGCAACAGUGGCCAGUGAUCCAGAAAAAUAUUCUGAUGCCUUUCUUGGGAAGUCCAACAAAGAGUAUUGUGAUUGGAUUCUUAACCCAGAGAAAUGGGGAGGUGCCAUAGAGCUUUCAAUAUUGGUUAACUACUACGGACGAGAAAUUGCAGCCUAUGAUAUCCAAACAACGCGCUGUGAUCUGUAUGGACAGGGAAAGAACUAUCAGGAAAGAGUAAUGCUGAUUUAUGAUGGACUUCAUUAUGAUGCUUUGGCUAUGUCCCCUGCUGAAGGAGCUCCGGAGGAGUUUGAUCAGACAAUUUUUUCUGUACAGAGAGAUGGGACUGUAGGACCAGCUGAGAGGCUUGCUCUUAAUCUGGUUAAGGACCAACAAAGGAAGAGGAGCUAUACUGACACAGUCAACUUUACGUUGCGAUGUGGAGUUUGUCAAAUUGGAGUCAUCGGCCAAAAGGAAGCUGUAGAGCAUGCACAAGCAACUGGACAUGUGAACUUCCAGGAAUACAAAUGAAAGAAUCAAAACAAAAUAUAAUUUGAUUAUUUCUUUGUACUGGUGAAAACCAGUUUCAUGAGGCUGUCUGUCUAAAAGUCUUUUCAUUUUUAAUAGAAAGGUGUGUGGUCUAAGUUUAUUUGGUGAUGCUGUAUUGUGCUAUAGAAAAUUGUCCAUUUUAGACACAACAAAGAGAAAUUGGGACUUAAAAGAGCCUUUUUUUACACAACCUUUCAUGAAUUCGUUGGUGCUACACACUACAUUAAUCUGUUUAAAAUGCUUAUAUGUUAAAUUUCAGUACUGAUAUGAUAUACAUAUCCUUGUUAGUAUA